GUAGGCGCGCGGGGUCGGGAGGGCAGUACUGCGUUGGACUCCGCUGUGGAGCAGCAAUGUCGCGCUACGUGGUCUUGACUGUGCUCGCGCUACUCUCCCUGCCGGGCCUGGACUGUGUGCCGCGUUCUCCAAAGAUCCAAGUUUACUCACGUCACCCAGCAGAAAAUGGGAAGCCAAAUUUCCUCAACUGCUAUGUGUCUGGAUUUCAUCCACCCCAGAUUCAGAUUGAUUUGUUGAAGAACGGAGUGAAGAUAGAAAAAGUGGAGCAGUCAGACCUGUCUUUCAGCAAGGACUGGUCUUUCUAUCUUCUGGUCCACACUGAUUUCACCCCCAAUGAAAAAGAUGAGUACGCCUGCCGUGUGACACAUGGAACUCUUUCGGAACCCAAGACAGUUAAAUGGGGUAAGUUUUUAAGUUCUUUCCUCCUUAGCUGCCAAAGGUUGUAUCUGAGUAGAGUCACAGCAUAA
Messenger RNA from Galeopterus variegatus (Sunda flying lemur), 467 nucleotides. It is a transcript of the gene B2M, whose product is annotated as beta-2-microglobulin. Lineage: Eukaryota; Metazoa; Chordata; Mammalia; Dermoptera; Cynocephalidae. The transcript has 2 exons. The record is from RefSeq and is a predicted model, not a curated record. Bases 57 to 467 code for a protein of 136 amino acids. Gene Ontology annotation, cellular component: MHC class II protein complex; MHC class I protein complex. Gene Ontology annotation, molecular function: MHC class II protein complex binding. Gene Ontology annotation, biological process: immune response; positive regulation of T cell activation; immunoglobulin production involved in immunoglobulin-mediated immune response.